GCAGUAGGAGCCCAACAAAGGCAGUCAGCACGUCCCAACCCCAAAAAGCCCAAAACCGCAGCUCCUCCCGCCGCCGCCGGCCGGACACGCCGAUGCCGAAGCCGGCGGCCACCGUUGCCUGGCUCCUCCCGCAGCUAUGGCACCGCCGUUUUCUUCCCCCUUCCCUCGUCCCGCGCGCCCUUUCCUUCUCCUCUCUCCUCACCACCCACAGGGCACCACGCUGCCGCUUCCCGCUCUCCCCUUCCAUGCACCUCGCCGCCGGUGCUGCAGUGUCAACCGCCGCCGCGGUCGAGGCCCCAACAACCACACCGUAUCCAGCGUAUGAUCGGCUCCUGCCGUGCCCCUUGCAAGACGACCCUCCAAGGAUCGAGCAUCUCGUCGCUCGGGAGGACGAGGUGGCAGCCGAUUUCAUCUCCAGGUCUCUCAGCCUUCCUCCUCUGUAUGUCGCAGAUCUUAUCAAGUUUGGGGCUGUGUAUUAUGCCCUUGUUGCGCCACAGCCUCCACCAUACGCAGCUCCAGAGCAUGUUAGGAUAUUUAGGGAAGUGACCGAUCCAUCAGUCCUUCGCCGGAGGGCGUCCAUUAAGGGGAAGACGGUGAGGGAAGCGCAGAAGACAUUUAGAGUGACGGAUCCCAACCAGCCCCUUGAGGCCGGCACAUAUCUGCGGGUUCAUGUGCACCCCAAACGGUUUCCGAGAUGUUAUGAAAUUGACUGGAAAUCCAGGGUAAUAGCGGUUGCUGAUGACUAUGUUGUCCUCGAUAAACCAGCUGCAACAUCAGUGGGAGGAGCAACUGAUAACAUCGAGGAAUCCUGUGCAGUGUUUACUUCACGGGCUUUAGGGUUGGAAACACCAUUAAUGACGACUCACCAAAUUGACAACUGCUCUGAAGGCUGUGUGGUAUUGUCUAAAACUAAAGAGUUCUGCUCAGUUUUCCAUGGACUGAUAAGGGAAAAACAGGUCAAAAAAGUUUAUCUCGCGCUUACUACAGCACCUGUGUCUACAGGAAUAAUUACGCAUUAUAUGCGUCCUGUUAAUCGUGCUCCUAGAUUAGUUUCAGAAGACCAUAUUGGAAAAUGGUACCUCUGUCAAAUGGAGGUACUUGAUUGUAAGAAGGUACCAUGGCCAAGCUCUUUGAUCAGGAAAGAUUACAAUGUAAAUGACUGUGGAUGGCCCCAGCAAGAAGCUGCCUAUGAAUGUAAAAUCAAUCUCUUGACAGGCAAAACUCAUCAGAUAAGGGCACAGCUCGCUGCGAUAGGCACUCCAAUUAUAGGGGAUUCUGCAUACAUGACUGCAGCAAUGGCAGCGAUGGCUAAUCCAAGCAUAAACCCAUUCGGUAGGGAAAAGCUGAGUUACAAUAGUGAAGAGGAGAAAGAAGCUGCCAUUGAAGCAUGGAUUGCUGCCCACGGCAAGGAACCAAAAUCUGUAAUUGGCCUGCAAGCAUCAGAGAUCUCAUGGGACUAUGAGGGUGAACACCACAGCUAUAAGGCAGGGGUUCCAUGGUGGCGGCAGGAUUCAGUGGAGUCUGACCUUUGGUACGCAUCCUGGUGGACAAGGUUCUGGAAGAUUGCCUCCCUACCAAAGAGAAACUGAUGUCCAAGUUACUGAUAGAAGACGAUAGCAUAUGCCUGGGAUGGUAUGGCUGGUUGUCCACCAGCAACAAAAAACCUAACACACGGAAAAUGUUCAGGGUGGGAAUGUGUUAGUUUUUCACAAAAGAUGAGACCGGCUGGUGCCGGGUCUGUUACUGUUAAGGUGCCACAUCUGUCAGACUGUCACUGUUCCCUUGUUGCGCACAUUUUUGUCGGAUUUGGCUAGGUGCUGGUUUCUGUAAUUGCUGCUGAUCUCAUGAUCUGUACUUCUUUUUUUGAGGAAAAUCAUGAUCUGUACUUUGUUCUGAGUA
Panicum hallii is the source of this 1899-nucleotide messenger RNA. RefSeq names its product RNA pseudouridine synthase 6, chloroplastic. The record is from RefSeq and is a predicted model, not a curated record. The transcript is spliced from 9 exons. Bases 93 to 1589 code for a protein of 498 amino acids. NCBI's taxonomy places the organism in Eukaryota, Viridiplantae, Streptophyta, Magnoliopsida, Poales, Poaceae. Gene Ontology annotation, biological process: pseudouridine synthesis. Gene Ontology annotation, molecular function: pseudouridine synthase activity; RNA binding.